UUGAGGCACCACACAAAGAUUCAGUACCAGCUGAAGUCAGAGAACAUCUCUCUGGCUCAGGUCUUCAGCAAAAUGGAGCAGGUGGUCGAAGUGCUGAGCAUCGAAGAUUAUUCUGUCAGCCAGACAACUUUGGACAACGUCUUUGUCAACUUUGCAAAAAAGCAAAGCGAUAACUUAGAACAGCAAGAAAGUUCCCCAUCUAGUGCUGGUCAGUCGCCACUGCAGCGGCUGCUCAGCAUCCUCCGUCCAUGUCCCGCUAACACAGAGCUCAACGCCCUCGUAAGUGAAGAGCCAGAAGAACUUGAGAGUGAUGAUGAUGAAGGACUGAUCAGCUUUGAGGAAGAAAGGGUAAGACUUGUGACACAGGCACAUAAAAACUAUAUUUCACUUGAUGAGAUAAUUCAAUUCAAUCUGCUUGGCACAGUCUGCAAAAGACUUUGGUUAUGA
Molecule: messenger RNA, 447 nt
Organism: Sinocyclocheilus rhinocerous
Lineage: Eukaryota; Metazoa; Chordata; Actinopteri; Cypriniformes; Cyprinidae
Product: ATP-binding cassette sub-family A member 2-like
Exons: 2
Biological process (GO): lipid transport; transmembrane transport
Cellular component (GO): membrane; intracellular membrane-bounded organelle
Molecular function (GO): ABC-type transporter activity; lipid carrier activity
Source: RefSeq, a predicted model, not a curated record